UGCUUUUACGCUGAAACUCUUGCUCUUCUCUUAUUGCAACUUGCAACCUUCUCUCUCACACAACAACCACCAUUUCUGUGUCAAAAAACUAUCAACCUUCCUUGCAUGCACUCACUUCAGCUACUUUCUUUCAAAAACCAAAUACUAACUUCAUCAUAUGAAGUGUGCAACAGAAGUUUCAAUUAAUUUUUUUGGUAGUACUAAUUAGUCAUAGACGUUGAUCAAUAGAGUAACGAGUUCAUUUAUAUUUGCAUUCAUUGAUCUACAUAAAAAAAUAAAUAUAUAUCACAUCAUCAAUCUCAAUGGCUCGUUCAACAACCAGUGCUAAUAACUGGCUAUCGUUUUCACUCUCACCCAUGGAAGAUCACCUUGUUCAUCAAUACGACGCCGCUUCCGCCACUUCCUCUCACCACUACUUUCUCGACAACUUGUAUGCUGCUAACGGUGGUUGGGGGAACUCGAAGUCUCAGACACUCUACGGCGAGGAGCAAGUGGAGCAACAGCAACAGCCACCGUCGUUUCUUUUCAUGAACGCGUUGCAGUCGCAGAGCGUGAGCCACGCGCCGCCGCCGAAGCUGGAGGAUUUUCUCGGAGAUCAUAGCCAGACAGAGACGCAGGACUCUUCCCUGACUCACAUGUGCGACCACCACAACCACCAUGCCUCCUCCGCCGCUUACUUCGGAAGCGACCACCAAGAUCUCAAAGCCAUUGCAGCGUCCUUCCAAGCUUUCUCCACCAACUCCGGCUCAGAGGUGGAUGACUCUUCCUCCAUCGGGAAAUCUCAACCCAACGAGUUCGCUACUCGCUCCAUCGAGUCUUCCGGUAACGAUUUCGGCUUCUCCACCGCCGCAACCGCCACCGGAGCGUUAUCUCUCUGCGUUGCUCAGAGUCCCCAGGAGGUUGUUGUCGCCGCUGCUGAUUCCGACAGCUCGAAGAAGGUCGCUGAUACUUUCGGUCAGCGAACUUCCAUUUACAGAGGUGUAACCAGGCAUCGAUGGACGGGUAGAUAUGAAGCGCAUCUAUGGGAUAACAGCUGUAGAAGGGAGGGUCAGGCAAGGAAAGGGCGUCAAGUCUAUUUGGGUGGGUAUGACAAGGAAGAAAAGGCAGCAAGAUCCUAUGAUUUGGCAGCUCUAAAGUAUUGGGGUCCCACCGCUACCACCAACUUCCCUGUUUCCAAUUACUCAAAGGAACUGGAAGACAUGAAACAUGUAACAAAGCAAGAAUUUAUUGCAUCCUUGAGAAGGAAAAGUAGCGGGUUUUCCAGAGGAGCUUCAAUCUAUAGAGGUGUCACAAGGCAUCACCAACAGGGUAGAUGGCAAGCAAGAAUUGGCCGCGUUGCCGGGAACAAAGAUCUGUAUUUAGGAACAUUCGCAACUGAAGAGGAAGCAGCAGAAGCAUAUGACAUUGCAGCCAUAAAGUUCAGAGGGGCAAACGCGGUAACCAAUUUCGAGAUGAACCGAUACGAUGUGGAAGCCAUAAUGAACAGUUCUCUUCCAGUUGGAGGUGCAGCAAAACGCUUGAAGCGUUCUCUGGAAUCAGAACAGAAAGCAGCAGCUCAACUGAGCACAACUAGUCAUCAACAUCAUCAGCAGUAUUCACAGAGUGGUGCAAACAUGAGUAACAGCAUCAAUUUCUCAGCCAUUAUUCCUCACCAGCCAGCUGCAGCUCCAAUCCAAUAUGCAAUUCCUUAUGAUUCAACGACAGCGUAUUAUCAUCACAGCCUCUUCCAGCAUCUUCAUCAAUCCAACGAUGGCACUGCAGAGUCUGGUGUGAGUUCUAACAAUGUUGCUGGACUGACUCCUCUGCCAGCAUCAGCACCUGAGUUCUUUCUUUGGCCUAAUCAGAAUUAUUGACAUCAUCAAAUGGACUAAUUUUUUGCUCCUGCUAACAAGUAACAAAUGAAAAGCUAGCACAGUUUGGCUGACAAGCUUCCAACCCCUCUCUAUAAUUUGACCCUUUGAUUAGAUGCUAAGAAAGAUUGAUAUAGGAGGUUUCAUUUUUGUGUUCGCUACUAGCCUUAGUUACAGGGGUAAGCUAUCUAACUUUCCAACAUUGAGAAAUACAUUCAGUCUUGCAAAGAAUUCCUAUAUGCUUCUCUCAACUUGCACUUUUGUUUUAUCAGCAAUUUGGCUUCUUAUAGUGUUUUUUUUUCCUCCA
Messenger RNA from Lotus japonicus, 2157 nucleotides. RefSeq names its product AP2-like ethylene-responsive transcription factor AIL6. The transcript has 9 exons. The coding region runs from base 303 to 1853 and encodes 516 amino acids. Gene Ontology annotation, molecular function: DNA binding; DNA-binding transcription factor activity. Lineage: Eukaryota; Viridiplantae; Streptophyta; Magnoliopsida; Fabales; Fabaceae. Gene Ontology annotation, biological process: regulation of DNA-templated transcription. The record is from RefSeq and is a predicted model, not a curated record.